AUGAUAGAAGCGCGUCCGGCGUUAUAUAUGAAAAAUUUAAAAGAGUAUGCCGAUGUAAACGUGAAAAGAAAGUUAUGGCAAGAAAUUUGUAUGGAAAUAAUUCCUAAUUGGGGAGAACUGUCCUCCGAAAAUAAAAUAAAAUCCGGUCAAAAUGUUCAACAAAAGUGGUUGAAUCUGCGAACCUGCUUCUGCAGAGAGCUGAAGGCUCAAAAAGACGUUAAGUCCGGGCAAUCGGCGUCUAAACGGAGAAAAUAUAUAUAUUUCGAAAAAUUAAUGUUUCUGUUGCUCACUAUUGAACAAAGGCCCACUGAAAGCAACAUACCACAAGAGGAAACGGCUGAGGUGGAAGAUCAUAAUUUAGAUGAAAUCCUUAUUGAUACUUCUAUUAGGACGCCUACUAGCUCGACAAAGAAAAAACGACGAAUCCAGGACGGAGACACCGGAAAUUCGGCUGUUGAGCAAGAGAUACUAAAGGCCGUCCAGCAGGAAACAGAUGAAGACACCCAUUUUGCUCUGUCGUUAGUUUCCCAAUUACGGUCUCUGUCAGAGGACGAAAAAUUUGAGGCAAAAAUUGAUAUAUUAAAAAUUUUCCAGCAAAUGAAACGAAGGCGAUCACAAAGCUUUCGAUCCACAAUUGCACCACAACUGCCACAUGCCUCCGCAAUACAUCAAUAUGGCGGUUCGAAUCCAGAACCACAGCAAUCUGGAUUUUCCAUAAUUCCGUCGCCAGCACACACCGACGAUACGAUACAAUCGUAUGUAUCUCUAUUUACUACAGGCUCCUCUGCAUCUGAAGAAUUGUUGGAAUUGUAA
Molecule: messenger RNA, 813 nt
Organism: Onthophagus taurus
Lineage: Eukaryota; Metazoa; Arthropoda; Insecta; Coleoptera; Scarabaeidae
Source: RefSeq, a predicted model, not a curated record